Molecule: messenger RNA, 1435 nt
Organism: Eurytemora carolleeae
Lineage: Eukaryota; Metazoa; Arthropoda; Copepoda; Calanoida; Temoridae
Product: fumarylacetoacetate hydrolase domain-containing protein 2
Exons: 13
Coding region: 257-1150 (297 amino acids)
Molecular function (GO): hydro-lyase activity
Source: RefSeq, a predicted model, not a curated record
ACUGAGCCGGCGAUUAAAAAAAUUCAAGACAAUACGGCUCGGGUCUAGGCUUUCAUUGGGCCUUAUUUACGGCUUUAGCUUUCGGAUUAAACUUGAAUCUUAUUUUCCAAAGAGUUGAGUUCAAAAAACCGGUUUGAUAAUGCAUUUAGCGAAUUUUAAUCGCAGGAAUUGGCGCGUUCCGGGUUUUGAUGAGCAUAGAGCCUGAUUCUCCACUAAAACCAACAAAGGUCCAACUAUAAGUUAAUUGUUGUGAACAAUGAGAUUGGUUCAGUUUCAAUACGAACAUUUAGAAGAAAAUGAGAAUGAUGAGGAAGUAUAUCUUGGUGUUCAAAAAGAUGAAGACGAAGAUAUUAUUCUCUUGCCUGGAACAAUGCAGAAGAUUAUUGAAGGUGGCCAGGAGCUCUUAGAUGAGACUACUGUUAAGAUCAGAUUAGCGGAACUGAAUGGAACAUUAGAAACUGUCUCGCUCAGCAAUGUUCAGUUGGUUGCUCCGAUAACCAAACCAAAUAAAAUCCUCGGCAUUGGUCUCAACUACAAAGAUGGCGCCGAUGAAAUGGGGAAGCCGUAUCCUGAAGCUCCGAUAGUAUUUAUCAAGCUACCUUCAACUAUUUCGGGUCCAACCGAUCCAUUACCGCUGCCUAAUGAAUCCAAGGAGGUGGAUUGGGAGGUUGAAUUAGUAGUUAUUAUUGGGAAGAAAGGCAGAUAUAUAAAGAAAGAAGACGCCCUAGAUUAUGUGUUUGGAUAUACAGUUGGUGUUGACUAUACUGCAAGAGAUCUUAUUCAGAAGAAUUCCGGACUCUGGACACUGGCCAAGAAUUUCCCUGGAUUUUGUUCUCUAGGGCCUGCUGUAGUCACAAAAGACGAGAUACCCCUACCCCUUGCUCUAAAGUUGAGUACAGAAGUGAACGGAAAACUGAAACAGAGUAGCAAUACUUCUAAUAUGAUUUUUGAUAUCCGUGACCUAAUAUCCUAUUUAUCUAUCUAUUAUGACCUUCUACCUGGGGAUCUGAUACUGAGCGGCACACCAGCCGGGGUCGGGGUCACAAGGUCUCCUCCAGAGUUCAUCAAAAGAGGAGAUAUUAUCAAAUGUGAAAUACAGAAAAUUGGUUCAAUUGUCAAUACAGCAAUAAUGACGAUGCCACAAUCAUAAAAACUUUAAACAUUUAUAUUUAAUUUUAAUGAUUAAUUGGACACUGAUUAGUGAUUACUCGCCACAAAUUCUAAAUUUAUUAUUCCUAUAUCUUUGCAACAUUAUAUACACUAAACUUUGAUAUUUAAAACUUUGAAUAUUUCAUUAGAGAUCACAGUUUGAGAAGUGAAAAGUUUACGUGGUCAGGUUGCAAAGAUGAAAAUCAGAAAAUUAAAGCUUAAGGCGACUAACAGUUUCAUACUGUAAGAUAGAAUUAAAAUUUACAAUAAAUAUAUUAACAGUUUA